Molecule: messenger RNA, 1230 nt
Organism: Symbiodinium sp. CCMP2592
Lineage: Eukaryota; Dinophyceae; Suessiales; Symbiodiniaceae
Source: the annotation of a GenBank genome assembly
AUGGGAGACGCGCCGGGCGGUGUCUGCGCGACCGAGCUGCCCCUGCGUUUGAUGCCCGUGGCCGACGCAGCACUGCGCCCGAUGCCGGGCCGAGAAGCUUUGCGGGUGGCUGAUGUCGGUUGCUACAAAGCCUUGUUGGCCCUGCACCUUGUGCAGCGCGACGCCAGCGUGUGGGUGCUCGCAACAGAUUUGGCUUCCGGGCCUCUGGAAGUAGGUCGCAUGCUGGCACGCGCCUUGCCGACCGACCAGUGCCGCCGUAUUGACUUCAGGCAGGGGGAUGGCCUGUCCGCACUAGACCCGGGCGAGGUGGACGUGGUAUGUGCAGCCGGCAUUGCAGCAGGCAAGCUGUCUACCUGGAUCCCCUGCGCCGCACAGUUUGCGCAGCGCCUCGUGCUGCAGCCCAGCGUGCCAACCUCUCCCGAGGCUAUGAUGGAGCUGCGCUGCCGUAUGGCGGACUUUGGUUGGGCUUUGCAGGAUGAGUUGCUGAGCAUCGAGAAAGGUGGCAUUUGCCUCACUCUCGUGGCUGAAGUUGCUACUUCGAGCUUCUUGCGUGAGGCAAUGCCGCUCCUGCCCACGGCCCCACGGUCCAGGAUUCGCCACACAUUACAGACUGGCACGGAGGAUGAUCCUGAAGUCGAAGCCUUCGUGGAGCUCCUCCAGGAGUAUUUGGAAAGAACCGGUCCUGGCACGUUGAGGAAGGUACUGCAGGAGGAGCUUGAUUCCCUGAACGCCCUGCGCCACGAGCACGAUAUGGAUGAUCAUUGGGGCGAGUUCGUCAAGAAGAGCUUGGACUUCGAAUCGCAGGAUGUGGGGCAGAGCUGGCAGACACCAGGACGGGGCUUUGCGGGAUCUCCGUGCCGCUGGCGUGAAGCGGCUGCUGGGCCAUUGCACGAUGAGUCCAUCGAGCUGGACAGCUUAAAGAUCCAUGGCUCGCCGCUGUCUGCCGGUUCGAGCCCGAACGGAGCCUUUCAGAGCCAAAGUGGCUACGACGAAGCCAAAGCAGUUUCUGCCGUGCCUGAAGGCUUGGACAUCCUAGUGACUCAUGGGCCUGCAGGCGAAGGAGCACUCGGCAGGGCGAGUGAACGCCUCCAGGUGCGGAUCGACGAGGUGAGGCCGCGAGUGCACAUCUUCGGGCACUAUCACCUUGGUCAUGGAGUCGCGUGCAAGGAUGGUGUCGUACAGGUGAAUGCCUCAAGGGCCCAAGCUCGUGCAUCUCGCUGCCUCGUAUAG